Messenger RNA from Prunus armeniaca (apricot), 2487 nucleotides. NCBI's taxonomy places the organism in Eukaryota, Viridiplantae, Streptophyta, Magnoliopsida, Rosales, Rosaceae. The record is from the annotation of a GenBank genome assembly.
AUGCGUUACGAUAGUCCCCUUGUUGUGGAAGAGAUUCAUGUGGGAGUGAUUCUUGAUAUGAAAUCAAGGGAGGGAAGGAUUGUUCUGAGCUGCAUUUCGGCCGCCGUCGCUGAUUUCUACCAGCUGCACAAAAACUACAGCACAAGAGUAGUUCUCCACAGCAGGGAUUCCAAAGGAGAACCUCUACAUGCUCUGUCAGCCGCUCUUAAUCUUUUGAAUGACAUCAAAGUGGAAGCAAUAAUUGGUGCACAAACAAGUAUGGAAGCACACCUUUUGGCAGAUUUGGGAGAAGCAGGUAAAGUCCCUGUGAUGUCUCUCUCUGAACCUAGUCCUCCUCCUCUCAACGACAAUAAAUACCCCUUCCGUAUUGGGAUCAUACCGGAUCAAACUUCUCUAGCUAUGGCAAUCAGCGCCAUUUUUGAUAUUUUCAAAUGGAAGGAUGUUACUCUUGUAUAUGAUGAGAACACAGAUUAUGGGAAAAACAUCAUUCCAGCUGUGGUCAAUUCCUUCCAAGAGACAAAUGUGCGUAUUGCACAUACAAGUUCCAUUGCUGCAUCCUCUACAAAUGAACAAAUCAUUGAAGAACUCCGUAAGUUAAUGGAAUUGAAGACUAAGGUAUUUCUCGUCCAUAUUUCACAUUUACUUGUACCUCGUCUUUUCUUAAAUGCGAAAAAGUUAGGAAUGAUGAGUGAAGGGUACGUUUGGAUUAUGACAUCAAGUAGCAUGAAUUUCUUGCAUUCCAUGGAUUCUAAUGUGAUUGAGUCAAUGGAAGGAGUGUUGGGUUUGAAGUCACAUAUUCCGGCAUCAACCGGCCUCCAAAAUCUUACUUCAAGAUUGAGGAGGAAAUUUUACAUGGAGUAUUCCAAUAAGGAGGUAACUGAGUUAAGUCCUUAUGGAAUUUGGGCAUAUGAUGCAACUUGGGUUCUAGCAGAAGCAGUUGAAAGGAUAAGGAGAAAAAAUUCUACUAGAUCAUUCUCCAAACAUGGAGUUGUGUUGCUUAGAGAAAUAUUACAAACGGGAUUUAAAGGUUUAAGUGGUGAAGUUCAAUAUCCAGAUGGGAAACUAACUUCAGGUGGAUUUGAGAUUGUAAAUGUGGUAGGGAAAGAGGAGAGAACGGUUGGAUUUUGGCCUUGCAAAGAAGAAAAAACCACAAAAGAGUCGUGCAUGCCGCUUAGUAAUAGGAGAAAUUUACUCUUCACCGACAAUUUGGAAACAAUCAGCUGGCCUGGGGGAUCCAAGAGGCAAUUGAGUAGUGAAAUAAAACUGAGAAUUGGUGUUCCAGUGAAAGUAGGGUUCAAGGAACUUGUGGGUGUGGAGCAUGAUCUUCAAACCAAUAGAACAUAUGUAACUGGCUUCUCUAUAGAUGUAUUCGAAACUGCAAUUAAAGCUCUGCCGUAUAAAGUACAUUACGAAUUUUUUCCAUUUGAGAAUGCAAAUGGAGUUAUGGCUGGGGCUUACAAUGAUCUUGUUUACCAAGUCUAUCUCAAGAAUUAUGAUGCUGUUGUGGGAGAUACGACGAUCACAUCGAACAGGUCUCAAUAUGUUGAUUUCACAAUACCAUACACUGACUUCGGUGUGGGAAUGCUAGUACCAAAUGAGAAGGACAACAUGUGGAUUUUCUUGAAACCUCUCUCAACAGGUCUUUGGAUAGCAAGUGCGGGUUUCUUCAUCCUAACGGGUUUCAUCGUAUGGUUAAUUGAGCGUCCUGUCAACCAAGAAUUCCAAGGCACACGAUGGCAGCAAAUAGGAACGAUAUUCUGGUUCUCCUUCUCAACCCUUGUUUUUGCUCAUAGGGAGAGGUUGUUAAACAACUUGGCCAAGUUUGUAGUGAUCAUAUGGGUUUUUGUUGUGCUUAUAUUGACUUCCAGUUACACUGCAACUUUAGCAUCAAUGAUGACAGUUAAACAAAUACAGUUGAACUCAAGAGGGAGCUAUAUAGGUUACCAGUCAGGUUCCUUAGGAGUGAUAGUGAACUUGAAUUUCAAAGGGAUUAAGCCAUACCGUUCAGUUGAAGAAUAUGCUGAUGCUUUAUCAAAAGGAAGCAAGCAUGGUGGCGUUUCGGCGAUAAUCGAUGAGGUUCCAUACAUCAACAUCUUCCUUGCAAAGUAUUCCGCAGACUACUCCAUGAUUAAAACCAGAUCUACCACCAAUGGUUUUGCCUUUGUUUUCCCUAAAGGUUCGAAAUUGGUUCACGACGUGUCAAGGCAAAUAGAACAUAUGAGAGAAGAAGGAAAGCUUAUAGAGAUGGAAAAGACCUGGUCUCUUAGAAAAACAACUCUUAUGUCUGAGGAAGCUACUACGACAGGUCCCAGUACUCUUGACCUCUAUAGCUUUCGUGGUUUAUUCCUCGUUACCGGGAUUUCUUCAGCUUUUGCUCUCUUCUUGUUCUUAAUUUUCUCCACAACAUUUAGAAAUCUGAUUAGAAAGCAACUGCAAUUGAUUGGACGACAACUGCAGCGUUUAAGGAUGUAUUCCUGUCCAAUUUAG